Molecule: messenger RNA, 2270 nt
Organism: Diprion similis
Lineage: Eukaryota; Metazoa; Arthropoda; Insecta; Hymenoptera; Diprionidae
Exons: 9
Coding region: 210-2207 (665 amino acids)
Biological process (GO): intracellular signal transduction; cell surface receptor protein tyrosine kinase signaling pathway
Source: RefSeq, a predicted model, not a curated record
GAGAGUCGGGGAGUGAGUGAAUCAGAGAAAAAACUGUGGCAUUCCGUCGAUAAAAAGUGACAAGUGCGCGCCGGGAAGACGUGACAAGUGGAAGUUUUUUCCUAUGUUUAUUUAUACACGUACGGGUGUGCGUUGUCGUUUAUUACUGUUGCGAUAAUUCUUCUUUAUUCUUCGCCUCACCCUUAAUACAAAGUCGCGAAACGAAAGAAAUGUCUGAUAAUGCAGUGAAGGAAAAAUUUUGUAAGUUUAAUACGGAAGAUGUUGUCGCAAUGUUGUUAAAGAACGGCUUGGACCAUUGUUGCGAGGAUAUUGUGAACGCAAGGAUCGAUGGUGAAAAAUUAUUGCUCUUGACGGGUAAAAGUAACUGGUGGACGGUCGGAUUGGAACCAUCUGUGCACAAGGAUUUGUGCGAAUUUGUUGAGAAUCUGAUCAGUAACCCAACGGAUUAUCUAACCGAUCUCCGAGUUUCCGACGAAGAAUUCUCACCGUCAAACGACGAGGAUUACUCAAGCGAUAAUGAAUUCUGGGGAUCGGAUUUUGAGGAUGAAGGACCGCGAUCACUGACAUCAGUCGAUGAUUCGUACUCGUCUAACGGAAAAGAGCCGAUCGAACAGUUGGAAAUAUACUCAAACGGCGAGUCGUGGAAGGAAAACAAAGCCAGGAGAGAGGAGAUUUCGCCGGAAGCGGAAAUCGAAUCUGAAGAAGAUAUGUACAUGAACAAAUCAGAAACGGGCUAUUCGCCCGGUAAAAUAAACGGGGUGAGCAUAGUCGAGCAGAGAAAAAUCCAAUUGGCGCAGCGAAAUAGCGACGAGAAGCCGAAGAUCGGUCCGAAACCGAUGGUUCAGAUUCCGAACGGGUGGAACGCAAAGAUGGCGUCGCGUAAAGCGAAGGAGCUGAUGGAGUCACCCGCCACGAAAGUUAACUCGCCUACGAAAUUCCCGGCAAAAGAAAGUCUCGCGGCGAAUUAUGAACUCCAGAGAAAAUUGUCCGCCGGUUUAAACGGUUUGGGGAUAAAAACAUCGCCGACAGAAUCACCGAUUGGUUCAGUCACCGCCUUUCCGAGCAUUAAGGGAGCGCGGGAAAAGCUUUCGAGGGAUCUAGCGUCCGCGCAUGCGCAGAAAGCGAUGCCGAAACCGCCGGCGCCUGCGCCUGCGCCUGCGCCGCCUGAUAAACUCCAAAUCGCUAAAUCUGCGCUCCCUCUACCGAAGCCACCGGACAACUCGAGGAUUGGCGCUUCGCCCCUUGCAUCGUCGAGAUCGGCCGAUGACAGUGACGACGAUAUGUAUGAACCGAUUGACGAACGGCCACCGGGUGCUUUGAGUAUUGGAGAGCUUAAUAAUGGCAGCACGGAAUCCAUGGCGAGCGGAAGUAUCCACGGAAGUUCAGUUGGAAGCAUCUAUCAUGAAGCGAGCGACAGCGAUACCGAAGGGAAUUACGAAACACCGAAUCAACCUAUUCCGGAAAGACUGCCCGUUUAUUUCCCGAAUAAGAAAGUGAUCUCGCAAAUGAACAGUUUACCACAUGGAAGAGAUCGGCCACUCCACACACCGGGUGAAGAUGGAUAUGAGCCACCGAUUCCGAAGAGAACAUCCACCCUGCCUAGAACCUUACCAGCUACACCAUCGUCGAGGACCGGUAUAAAAAAACCAUUACAGCCUGGAACUUCGUUGACUUAUCCGAAGCCCAGCCAUUCGUUGAUUUCAGAACUAUCAAACAGGCCUUUGCCAUCUCCGCCGAACCGGAACAGGCCUUACAGGCUGGCGGAUGUGACCGGAAGUGGCUCUCAGCCGUUCACGGAAAAGCCGUGGUUCCACAACGUGAGAAGAGAGCAAGCCGCAGCCUUGGUCAAAGAAGGACCUCGAAUCGGGGCUAUUUCACGGGCGUUUGCAGCUGCGGCGGAUAUUUCGACAACGAAUUCAACGGUCGAAGGAUGCUUUCUCGUAAGACCAUCGAGCACAUAUCCCGAUCGGCCUUUCACUCUUGUGCUCUGGGCAAUCGGUAGACCCUACAACAUUGCGAUACGAAUAAAAACCGACGGCACAUACGCACUGGGAGAACCGAAAUCGGGAGAAAUUACUUUCGGGACGAUCGACGCCCUCGUUGAUUACUAUCAGAAGAACGAUCUUGUGCUGAAAAGCAAAGGUGUCCAAACCGGAACAACUCGGCUGACGCAAACGCCGCAGAAGAAGAACGAUUGGACUGAUUGAUUGGACGACGUUUAAGUUUAACGUGUAAAAAAAUUAAAGCUCCGAAGCUUUGAAAUUGUAUAA